AUGGUCGACAGAGCACACAAGCCCUCAGCACUUACCCCCAGCACCACUGGCCCUCAGCCUACCGUCCACUCGGAUGGCAAGAAGGUGACUGCCAGCCUGCCCAGCGGCGAUUCGGUUGAGGUCAUGCUGUACGGCGCCACGGUCAUCUCGUGGAAGAACAAUGGCAAGGAGAACCUGUGGUUGAGCUCCAAUGCCCACAUGGACGGCAAGAAGGCCAUCAGAGGUGGUGUCCCUGUCGUCUUCCCUAACUUUGGCCCUGCACCCAAGAACCACGCUACUUCAGCCCUCCCUCAACACGGUUUCGCUCGCAUCUCCAACUGGGAGUACCUUGGUACCACUUCGUCAGAGUCGGGCAACCAGAAGGGCAGCGACGACUCCAUCCGCCUUGACUUUGGCCUGACAUCCAACAACCUCAGCGAUGAAAUGAAGAAGGCAUGGCCCUACGACUUUAGCCUGCAGUACAGCGUCACUCUGUCCAAGGACGGUCUGCAGACCAUGCUCAACGUCCGCAACCAGGGCGACAAGCCUUUCGACUUCCAGACCCUCUUCCACACCUACUUUGCCAUUCCUGUAAGCAAUUCACCACUACUUGUCUUUCUCAUCAACAUCAUACUAACAAGCUCAUCCAGNGACAUCUCCAAAGUCAAGGUCACCGGCCUCUCGGGCGUCAGAUACAUCGACAAGAUCCUCAACGCAACCGAGCACGACUCCAAGGGCAACGAGCUCCGCAUCGAAAGCACCGUCGACCGCGUUUACAAGUCCUUCACUCAAGACACAACCUCGAUCCUCGUCGACGACAAGCCCCGUCUAGACGUCAUCAGAGACAACAUGCAGGACACUGUCAUCUGGAACCCUUGGAGGGAGGGUGCUGAGGCCAUUGCCGACUUUGAGCCCAAGGACGGCUACAAGAACAUGAUCUGUGUCGAGGCUGGCGCUGUCAAUGGCUGGAUCACUUUGGAGGCCCAGGAUGGCUUCGAGGCUGGUCAGGCGCUCAAGAGCCACCUGUAA
This is a messenger RNA of Aureobasidium vineae, 1008 nucleotides long. NCBI's taxonomy places the organism in Eukaryota, Fungi, Ascomycota, Dothideomycetes, Dothideales, Saccotheciaceae. The record is from the annotation of a GenBank genome assembly.